This is a messenger RNA of Sclerotinia borealis F-4128, 1218 nucleotides long. NCBI's taxonomy places the organism in Eukaryota, Fungi, Ascomycota, Leotiomycetes, Helotiales, Sclerotiniaceae. The record is from the annotation of a GenBank genome assembly.
AUGUCUGCACCAUCUUCCAAAGAAGUUGCUAUCAUCGGAUCAGGAUUAUCUGGUCUUACUCUCGCUCUCGCCCUUCAUCAAAAUAACAUAAAAUGUCGAGUUUACGAAAGUCGUUCUGCUCCUUUGAAUAUCGGAGGUGCUGUCAUGCUUUCUCCUAAUGCUCUCAAAGUUUUGAAAGCUCUUAACGUCUAUGAUCGACUUCGUCACAAGGGUUACAAUUUCGAUAACCUUGAGUAUCGAACUGCCGGAGAUGGAAAAUUGGUAGAAAUCCAAGAAUUCGGAUCUGAAGAAAAAUAUGGUUUCAAGGCUCUUCGCAUUUACAGAAAUAUUCUCAUCACUGAGUUACUUGAGAUGUUCAAGGAACAGGAUAUUCCCAUCACUUUUGGCAAGAAAUUCUCACAUGUCACCUCGGAGACCGACAAACAAGUUGAUUGGGAAUUUACUGAUGGUACAACUGGUACUGCUCCACUUCUCAUUGGAGCUGAUGGUAUUCACUCUACUGUUCGUCGUUAUCUCUAUCCAGAUUUGGAGACCAAGUUCACUGGAAUGGUUGGAAUCACAGCAGCUGUACCAACAUCUCAACUACAACUUCCGGAAGGAUAUCAUAUUCCUGUCACUUUGAUGACCGAAAAGGGUGCAUUCAUCAUUGCUCCUCAACAAGAAGAUGGAUCGGAAGUCUUGAUUGGAAAACAAUUACGCAUCGAAGAGAAGGAUAGAGCCGGAUGGAGCGAUUUAUCAAACGACAAGGAAGCAAGUGUCAAAUUUCUACAAAGCAACAAUGACCUAUUCCCCGAGAUCGUUCGUAAUGCAGUCUCCAAGAUUUCCCACGACAAGAUCAAUGUUUGGCCAUUUUACAUUGUUCCCAAACUUGAGAACUGGGCAUCUCAAAAUCGACGUGUGGUUAUUCUUGGUGAUGCAGCUCAUGCCAUUCCUCCUUCUGCAGGUCAAGGUAUUAAUCAAGCAUUUGAAGAUGUUUACAUGCUUGCACUACUACUUGCAAAGGCAAACAAGGGGAGUGUCGAGAGUGCACUUACUUUCUGGCAAGAACGCAGACAUGAGAGGGUUGGGAAGGUAUUGGAAUUGAAUCAACAGAUUGAUUUGAGACGUUUACCUGGAAAGUCGGCGGAUCAGAAGAGAGAGCCAUUUGAGUUGAGUUGGUUGUACAAUGUAGACUUUGAGGCAGAUGUAGAAGAGUGGGUUGCUCAGCAAGGAAAUUGA